Cyclocybe aegerita is the source of this 1509-nucleotide messenger RNA. NCBI's taxonomy places the organism in Eukaryota, Fungi, Basidiomycota, Agaricomycetes, Agaricales, Hemipholiotaceae. The record is from the annotation of a GenBank genome assembly.
AUGGGCUCCUGCUUGUCAAAAAACAACGCCGCUUUCGACAAAGAACAUAAACCCGCUACUAUGUCGUCUCCCGCUCGCCAGGUCCUCGACUUGCUAUCGGCAUCCUUGUCGACGUUGGAGAAAACAUGCAAGGAGAAAGGAUUGAAAGUGCCCGACUUGCACGCUCCAUUCCACCCCGAAACUGAAGCCUUCCGUGGUGACCCCACCAUUGCUGAAGCUGCGAACGUCAUUAGCGCCGCUGCUUUGCAGCUGGCGGCGAUCUUCACCCCACCGCAGGUUUCGUUGUACCAUAUCGUUGGAGGGCACUUCAAAUCCGCAGCGCUUCGUGUUUGCAUCGAGUCCAGCGUGACUGAAAUCCUUCGUGAGGGAGGACCUGACGGCGUCCAUAUCAACGAUAUUGCCGCAAAGAAUGGUCAAGACCCUCAAAAACUUGGGCGUUUCCUCCGCAUACUUGCCAGUCACCACGUCUACCGAGAAGUCAAACCAAAUGUAUUCACCAACACCCGCAUCUCGAGCAUGCUCGACACCCUCAAGCCCAGCCAAGACAUUAUCGCGAACCCGGAAACUAAACACGAUGGUACCUUUGGCCUCGCUGCGUUGGCAUCCCAUCACCUCGACGAACCCUUCAAGGGGUCCGCCUACGCCUGGGAAACCCUUGCAGAUCCGGCCACCGUCAGGUCCGGAGAGCCCGAUGCGUCGCCAUUCGCACGCGCGAUGGGCAGAAAGGAGACCUUGUGGCAGUUCUACGAGCGCCCGGAGAACGCUUUCAAGCAGCGCCGAUUCAACAUCGGCAUGCAGGGUAUCCAGGCUCUUCAGCCGCCCGAUGCUAGUCUCGGUGCGUUUGACUGGAAGAGUCUUCCUAAAGGCGCUGUGGUUGUCGACGUCGGAGGAGGUGUCGGGACGUCGGCACUCCCCCUCGCCCGUGACUUCCCCGAUCUCCAAAUAGUCGUCCAGGACCUCCCUGCUGUCGUUGAUGACGCCCAAAAGCUGUGGGCGAAGGAGAUGCCCGACGCGGUCAAGUCCGGUCGGGUCAAACUUGAAGCCCAAGACUUCUUCGCGCCCCAACCCCACCAAGGCGUCGACGUCUUCUUUGUCAAGCAAAUCAUGCACGAUUGGUCGGACGAGUAUUGCUCCAAGAUCCUCAAGCAGCUCCGCGCCGCCGCCACGCCUAAAACCAAGCUGGUGAUGAUGGAGAGCGUGAUGCCGUUCGCGUGCCAUGACCCCAGCGCUGACGGUGGACGCGGGAUCCCUGGCUCGGUCCCACGGGAGGCGCCUGCUCCGCUCUUGGCCAACUAUGGCGCUGUUAAUGAGAUGGGGUAUAACGCGGAUAUCGAUAUGUUCCUCUUGUUUAACUCGCAAGAACGCACAAUCCUGCACUUCGACGACCUCCUUCGCUCCAAUGGAUGGCAGGUUACCCGCGUAAACCGUCGUGAGGGCGGUGAUAGUACCUUCUUGCAGUCCAUCGAGGCUAUUCCAAUCGAAAAGGCAUCAGGAUCUCCUCGCCUGUAG